AUGGGCAUUGCUAGAGAGCCAGGGCCGCAUUAUGACCAAUGCUCUCAGCUCAGCGGUAGCGGCGUCUGCGCCUCCUGCCACGGGAGCGACGCCGGCGAUAUCGGCGGGAUCCAGCCCGACGUCUCUUCCGCACGCCACGGCGACGGGAGCGGCGGCGGCUGCGGCUGCGGCUGCGGCUCCUGCGAGAUCUCCGGCCGAGAGCUCAGCUCAGCGGUGUCUGCACCUCCUGCCACCCCGGUGGCUUCAGAGACGAGUCUGUCAUCUCCUUCGCACGCCUCGAUGACGGGAGUGGCAGCUCCGGCUGCAGCUGCGACCCCUGCGAGACCUGCACCGCCAAAUGAAGUGCGUGCAUUUAACUUCCCUUUGUCAAAAGCUGGCAAAGAUAAUCCUCGGAGAAGCUUUGACUGUGUCCAGCAAACAGGCUCAAGCUGUGGAGCCUUGCAACUCAAUGACCCAGGUUCUGUCCAGGAUAAAGUUACAGUAGGUGGAACAAGCAAUAAUGAUGAGAUGACCAGAGAGCACCCGACCCAGGCAGAAAAGGAGUCAUUCAAUCAAAGUACAAAGGUCAUUACACCUCAUGGACGACUUUUAGGAAGAAAAGCAGAGGUCCGAAGAGUCCCACAAAGCACUCCAGAUGUCGUGCCUGAGAGGAAGAGAACAAUACCCAUAAACCCUGAAUAUGUCCAUAGCAGUCGUUGCAGUGCUGUGUAUCGCAGACCAUUCAGGGACAGGGUGAUUCACUUGCUGGCUCUGAAGAAUUACAAGAAGCCAGAGUUAUUUGAUCGCUUGCAGAGAGAUGGAAUCAUGCAAAAGGACAGGGGUUCCCUUGGAAAGAUCCUUCAGCAGGUAGCCAACCUGAAUGCAAAGGAUAAUUCCUUCUCUCUGAAGGAACAUUUAUUUAAAGAUGUUCAGAAAGAUUGGCCUGGCUACAGUGAGGUAGACAGACAGGUUUUGGAGACAGUACUUUCUAGAAAAUCAGCUUCCUCUCAGCAUGCCACCAGCACUAGCCAUCUGACCCCUCGAGGACCAGAUGCUCCAUCAAGAACUUCUGAGAAACGGCGUCUGGAUUCCAAUUUCACCUGCCCUGUCAUGAGCAAAAAGCAGAGGAUUGGUCGCCUGGCCAGUCGAGUCCAGCCAGCAGCCAGUGACCUCUGCGCUGCUUCCUCAACACUGCCUCCCACAGUCCUUCCGACUUCUAACACAUCUGAAACUGUCAGCUCCACUUUCCCCUGCACCUCCGAGGUGCAACAAGAGGAUAUGUCUCAGAUUCCUGUUGGAACCCCAGUGCAUGCUGAGUCAGUGGUUAAAGAAACUUUCCCUGCCUCCACAGACCCUGUGUCCUCAAGCGAACAACCAGACUACUUCACAAAAUACGUAGCUAUAGUGUCCUAUGAGCAACGCCAGAGCUACAAGGAUGACUUCAAUGCAGAGUAUGGUGAAUACCAGAAUUUGUUGUCUCAGAUAGACAACAUCACCAAGAAAUUCAAGAAUUUUAAUGAACAACUGAAGUGUGUGACUCAGGGGUCCACAGCAUAUCAGAUGCUUUGUCAUCAAGUUCUGGCAGAGUAUCAGAAGGUACAACAGUGUAGCCCCAGCUACUCUGAACUGAAGGAGAGAUAUCAGUACCUGCACAAUAAGCUGUCUCACAUUAAGAGACUACUAAUACAAGAAUUUGACGAACAGCAGGAGGCGUCCUAG
Messenger RNA from Myiozetetes cayanensis, 1698 nucleotides. Its product is annotated as RNA polymerase II elongation factor ELL2-like. Lineage: Eukaryota; Metazoa; Chordata; Aves; Passeriformes; Tyrannidae. The transcript has 14 exons. Gene Ontology annotation, cellular component: transcription elongation factor complex. Gene Ontology annotation, biological process: snRNA transcription by RNA polymerase II; positive regulation of transcription elongation by RNA polymerase II; transcription elongation by RNA polymerase II. The coding region runs from base 1 to 1698 and encodes 565 amino acids. The record is from RefSeq and is a predicted model, not a curated record. Gene Ontology annotation, molecular function: cis-regulatory region sequence-specific DNA binding.